Messenger RNA from Amoebophrya sp. A25, 249 nucleotides. The record is from the annotation of a GenBank genome assembly. Lineage: Eukaryota; Dinophyceae; Syndiniales; Amoebophryaceae.
UUUCCACACCUCCACACCUUGUCUGCAGCUGGGAAUUUGCCUGGCCUAUGUGGCCACGCUUCCCGUUAUCGCAGGCACGUGCUUCGUGCAGUCAAGAACGCAAAAAUCUUAACUACGCUUGACGGCAUCGAUUUUCAGCCACAGAAUACUGAUGCCUAUUACGCUGAUCGCGCCGGAGGAGAGUUGAGCGGGGAUGAGCGGACACGAGCGCGGCAACAGCGACUUGAAGCCUUUUUUAAAGCAGCAGAG